Messenger RNA from Calidris pugnax (ruff), 507 nucleotides. RefSeq names its product interferon alpha-inducible protein 27-like protein 2B. The record is from RefSeq and is a predicted model, not a curated record. Gene Ontology annotation, cellular component: membrane. The coding region runs from base 36 to 359 and encodes 107 amino acids. Lineage: Eukaryota; Metazoa; Chordata; Aves; Charadriiformes; Scolopacidae. The transcript is spliced from 3 exons.
AUGCUUCAGUGGAUUCCACACCAUCAGGGACAGAAAUGUCUGACCAAAACGUCCGCAACGCUGGCUUCACUCCCUCCGGGAUCACGGCAGGAUCGCUUGGCUCAUCGAUGAUGUCCCAGGAAGCAAAAGCAUCUGGGGGAGGUGUGCGUUCUGGAGGCCCUACCUCUACUCUCCAAGAAUUGGGUGCCAGAGGCUCAACCCAUUCAACAGGUUUUACCUGCAGCGGGAUCUCCAGUGGAUCCACGGCCUCCCAGAUGAUGUCCAGGGAGGCCACAGCCCACGGAGGUGGAACUCCCAGGGGUGGUACAACUUCCACUGUCCAGUCCAUCUCUAUGGGUGGUAAAGGAGGAAGGCGCUGAAGUGAAGAAUAACAUCAGUCCGGAAAUAAGCUCUGCAACCAGUUCAUCCUUUACCAAUACAGAAGUUUGACAGCUUCUCCCCUUCUUUGUUCUCACUGUCACUGACAUAAAAGGCAAAGUCUUUUUCACAUGCACAAAUAAAGUUUAC